Marmota flaviventris (yellow-bellied marmot) is the source of this 2286-nucleotide messenger RNA. It is a transcript of the gene Frrs1, whose product is annotated as ferric chelate reductase 1. The record is from RefSeq and is a predicted model, not a curated record. NCBI's taxonomy places the organism in Eukaryota, Metazoa, Chordata, Mammalia, Rodentia, Sciuridae. Gene Ontology annotation, molecular function: oxidoreductase activity, acting on metal ions. Gene Ontology annotation, cellular component: membrane. Gene Ontology annotation, biological process: intracellular iron ion homeostasis.
AUGGCAGCUCCUGGAUUUACUCCUGGUGCCUUCGUAUUUCUAUUGUGCAUUAAUUCUGUGGCUAAUUAUCCCAGUGGAAAAGUGACACAGUCGUGCCAUGGAAUGAUUCCUGAACAUGGUCACAGGCCACAGGCUGACCCUGUUCACCACAUCACAGUCAGUCAGGUGACGUUCAGACCAGGAGAUCAGGUCGAAGUUACUUUGUCAGGACCACCAUUUAAAGGCUUCCUCCUAGAAGCUCGCAAUGCUGAGGAUUUGAGUGGUGUUCCUGUUGGCUCUUUCACGUUGAUUGACAGUCAAGUGUCACAGCUUCUGACUUGUGAAGAUAUCCAGGGAUCAGCUGUGAGUCACACAAGUUCAUCCAAAAAAACAGAAAUUAAAGUCUACUGGAAUGCUCCAAGCAGUGCUCCGAAUCACAUACAAUUUUUAGUCACGGUUGUUGAGAAGUAUAAAAUCUACUGGGUGAAGAUUCCUAGUCAGAUAAUUUCACAACCAGAUGCGCUUCCUUUUACAACACUUAAAGCCACAGUAUCACCUUUGUCAACACCAACUCCAGUUUCCCGUUUAACCAAACUAUUCAGUGCCUCAGACUGUGGGAACAAGAAGUUCUGUAUUAGAAGUCCUUUGAGCUGUGACCCAGAGAAGGAGCAGGCCUGUGUCUUCUUGUCCUUCACAAAACAUGACCAUUCGGUGAUGGUUGAAAUGAGUGGUCCCGGAGAAGGCUAUUUAUCCUUUGCAUUUUCUCAUGACCGAUGGAUGGGUAAUGAUGAUGCUUAUUUGUGUAUCAAUGAAGGUCAGACUGUUCAUGUACAGCCUGCACAUUUUUCAGGGCGAAGUCACCCUGUAAUGGACUCUAGGGAUCCUCUUGAGGCUGUGGCUUGGAGGUUGGCGGAUGGUGUUAUGCAGUGUUCUUUCAGAAGAAACAUUACCCUUCCUGGGGUUAAGAAUAGAUUUGAUCUAAACACAAGCUACUACAUAUUUCUAGCAGAUGGUACAGCUAAUGAUGGUCAAAUUUAUAAGCACUCUCAGCAACCUUUGAUUACAUAUGAAAAACAUAAUGUGACAGAUUAUCCUAAGAACAUAGGGGGAUCCAGAUCUUCACUCCUUUUGAAGGUUCAUGGUGCCUUAAUGUUUGUGGCAUGGAUGACUACUGUUAGCAUAGGGGUUCUAAUUGCCCGGUUCUUCAGAUCUGUUUGGUCAAAAGCUUUCUUCCUUGGAGAAGCAGCUUGGUUUCAGGUGCAUAGAUUGCUCAUGCUUACCACAUCUGUGCUCACCUGCAUUGCUUUCAUCAUGCCUUUUAUAUACAGAGGAGGCUGGAGUUGGCAUGCAGGUUACCACCCAUAUCUUGGCUGUAUAGUGACGGCAUUAGCAGUUCUUCAGCCUCUUCUGGCAGCCUUCAGGCCACCUUUGCAUGACCCAAGAAGGCAAAUGUUUAACUGGACUCAUUGGAGUGUGGGAACAGCUGCUAGAAUAAUAGCAGUGGCAGCAAUGUUCCUGGGAAUGGACUUACCAGGAUUGAAUCUUCCCCAUCCAUGGAAAACCUAUGCAAUGAUUGGAUUUGUAACUUGGCAUAUCGGGACUGAGAUUGUUCUGGAGAUACAUGCUUACCGACUCUCUCGAAAAGUUGAAAUAUUGGAUGAUGAUAGAAUUCAGAUCCUUCAGUCACUUACUGUAGCUGAAGCAGAGGGCCAUGCUUUUAAAAAGAUGGUGUUGGCAAUUUAUGUCUGUGGGAAUGUGACUUUCCUCAUCAUAUUCUUAUCUGCAAUCAACCAUGUGUGAGCAAGGAAAGACCUCACUUUUUGUGGGCCGGGUAAUAAUUAUCAUCAAACCAAAGAAACAUGAAUCCCGUACUGACUGUGGGAGCAUACUCUUGGAUUCUUAUUUAGAAGAGUAGGAUCAUGUCUAGAAAGGGAUUCUGAAGUUCAAUUUCUACAGAGCAAGUUCAGGAAGGUCAAAUGGGGUAUAAACUGAUGUCAGACCCUGAUGUGUACUUCUGUGACUUAAAGGCAGCAUUAUACAUGGAGAAAUAACUCUCUUAUAUUCCAAGACUUUUAAGAAACUUAGAAUUUAAGAAAACACAAGAACAAUUUGGAAAAACAAAAUAUCAUGCCAUUAGGAUAAAAGGGACAUUUUAUUAAGGUAAAGAUAUUUUGGCCUACAAAGCUGCUGUGGUACCUUACAGAAAACAUUUUCACUAGAUGGUAAUCUAGAUGGUCUUUGAAUUUGUGUUUUGUUUGUUUUGGUACCUGGGAUUGAACCCAGGGGCAGUUAACCACUGAGCCACAU